Messenger RNA from Vanrija pseudolonga, 678 nucleotides. RefSeq lists its product as uncharacterized. Lineage: Eukaryota; Fungi; Basidiomycota; Tremellomycetes; Trichosporonales; Trichosporonaceae. The record is from RefSeq and is a predicted model, not a curated record. The coding region runs from base 1 to 678 and encodes 225 amino acids. The transcript has 2 exons.
AUGAUGCAGCAGGCUCUGAGACGACCAGCGACGGCGGCGACAGUACGCGCAGCGCUCGCGACGACGCCGACGGCCCGCGCGUCGUCGAGCACCACCACGCCGCGCCCGAAGAAACCCUCGCCCUACCGCCUCCCGCACCUCCCGGCCUUCCUCUCGGCCUUUGCGCCGCUCCACGCGUCCGGCUGGCGGCUGGGCCACCUGCCGUCGCCGCUCGGCUCUGACGCAGGCGAAGGGGGCAGCACGCACGGCGCAGGCAGCGACAUGCUCUCCGGCGCGGAUCUGCAGGGCCGCGUCCUCGUGCGCGCGUACGGGUUCCCCGCGACGCGCGACGGCUGGCGCGGGCUCGCUGCGCUCGCAGCGGACAUUACGCGCGCGGUCGAGGCGCAGGACCACCACCCGGCGAUUACGAUCGCCCCGCUGGCCGACUUGCCGCUUGGCAUGAGGGAACAUGUCGAUGACGCCGACGUUGACGGCGCGCCGGCGCCUGGAUACGUCCUCCACCUCGCGACACACACGCAUACGCCCCUGCCACCGCUCCCCCUCGACUCGGACGGCGCGGCGCCAGCCAUCGUCUUCGAGGGCAAGCCGCGCCCCGGCGUCACGGGCAAGGACUUGCGCCUCGCCGACGCCGUUGAGAAACUCUGGCUCGCGCGCAGUGGCCCCCAGGACGAGGUGUAA